AUGCUCCGCCAGUACGGAGACCCUCUACGCGAGGAGAAAGCCGUGGCGGCCCUCCAGAGAAUAGAACAAGGCAACCGCUCCACGCGUGAGUACGCCACUGAGUUUAUGGGCUACUGCGCAGCGGCCCGAGGCUGGAACGAAGUAAUGAAGUACACUGCGUUCAAAAACGGCCUGAACGCAAACAUCUUGGAUCGAUGUUACCAUCAAGGAAGACCAGACACCCUGGUGGGAUGGAUUCAACUAGCGGGGGAAGUAGAAACCGACCUCCAGCAUGUGGGGAUGCGACGUCAACAGCAAGGCAAGAAAGGAGUCAAGGCGAGCCCCUCCCCGAGCAAGGGAGAGGGCAAACGCGGCCCCACAACGUCAACCCCCUCAACCACCCCACGGAAGUGCUUUAGGUGCGGGGAUCCGAAUCACCUGGCGGCGAACUGUCCGGUGAAGCAGCCGCCAACCCCGACACCUUCCAAGCAAACGCCCACCGCACCGAAGAAGAAAGUUGCAGGGGGGGUCACCACCCGCUCCGGGAAAAAGACGGAAGCCCCGGGUUCCCUACCAACCGAACGAUUGGCAUCAGAGGCUGACUUGGAGGGAACGGAGCGCCCCGAUGGGCUGGAGCAAGGGGAGGGAGGACUGUGGCUCCACAAAGGGAAAAUUUACGUGCCCAAAUCCAUGAGAAAAGAAGUCCUAGAACAAUGCCACUCCAGCCGCUUGGCAGGGCACUUCGGAGGAAACAAAAACCCGACGGGGCUGGAAGAGCAGGCAGAGCCGGACCAGACGGGACGGGAGCGUCAUGAGGGACUCCAGCAGCGCCUCCUCGCCGCUCCGGCGGAGCUCCUUCCUCGCCCUCCUUCUCCUGGCCGCGGCGACUGGGGCGAGAGAAAUGCAGUCAGAUCAGGGGUGCUUCGUCCUUCUCUUUGCACUGACAGGCCUUGUUUUCUUUCAGGUGAGCUCUGUGAAGUGAACCAAUGUCAGAAUGGAGGGACUUGCCUUAUCGGCAUCACCGAGUCUCCUUUCUUCUGUAUCUGUGCUGAUGGCUUCACUGGGAUUGUUUGCAAUGAAACUGAGACAGGCCCUUGCCACCCAAAUCCCUGCCAGAACGAUGGUGUGUGUCAGCUUGUCCCCAGUCGGGGAGAUGUCUUCGCCAAAUAUGUCUGCAACUGUCCUUUGGGAUAUGAAGGCAAACACUGCCAGAACAAAUCUUCCUCCUUUUCAGCCAUAGACGUGAAUGAAUGCUUUUCACACCCGUGUCAGAACGGAGGAGUCUGCUUGAAUCUGGAUAGAGGCUAUGCCUGCAAAUGUACUUCACCCUACUUGGGGAAGACCUGUAAUGUCCGCUGUGACAGUGUACUGGGCAUGGAGACACGUGCCAUUGCAAACACCCAGCUCUCAGCUUCAUCUGUGCAUUAUGGGUUCCUUGGUCUGCAGCGCUGGGGUCCUGAGUUGGCUCGCCUAAACAACAAAGGGAUUGUGAAUGCCUGGACCUCCAGCAAUUAUGAUAGGAGCCCCUGGAUUCAGGUAAACCUGCUGAGGAAGAUGAGGCUUUCUGGUAUUUCCACGCAAGGGGCUCGUCGCUUCGGCCGACCGGAAUAUGUGCGAGCCUACAAAGUAGCCUACAGCCUGAGUGGACGUGACUUUGUGUUCUUCAAGGAUAUGAGGCAAUCUCACGAAAAGGUUUUUGAAGGCAACAUAAACAAUGACAUCGCAGUGACCAAUCUGUUUAAUCCGCCAAUCACAGCACAAUAUAUCCGCAUCUAUCCUGUGGUCUGCCAGAGAGCUUGCACAUUGCGUUUUGAGCUGAUUGGCUGCGAAAUGAAUGUGUAUUUCAACAUGGCAGGUUGCUCGGAGCCCCUGGGCAUGAAAUCUUCCCUCAUUUCUGACGAACAGAUCACAGCCUCCAGCGUUCACAAGACUUGGGGCAUUGAUGCUUUUACUUGGCAUCCACACUUUGCCCGCCUUGACAAGACAGGCAAGACCAACGCCUGGUCUGCCCUCACCAAUGCGCUGGGAGAGUGGCUUCAGAUUGACCUUAAAAAAGAGAAAAAGGUGACUGGAGUCAUCACUCAAGGGGCUCGUGACUUUGGGCAUAUUCAGUACGUGGCGGCCUACAAAGUGGCCUAUAGCAAUGACGGCCGGUCCUGGACUCUUUACAGGGACAGCAGAACGAAUAGCACGCAGAUAUUUGAAGGUAACUCUGACAACUACUCGCAUAAGAAGAAUGUGUUUGACGAGCCCUUCUAUGCUCGCUUUGUGCGCAUCCUUCCUGAAUCUUGGCACAACCGCAUCACGUUGCGGGUAGAGCUACUGGGCUGCAACGAGUAGACCACCUUUUGGCCAGGAACUGUGGAAUGAAGAGCCAGACUGAUGUUUCUUGUCCUUUUCCUGGACCUGCAUGCUUGCUGUUGCGGCAUCUUUUCUGCCACGUUGUGCCCCAAGAAGCGCUGACGUGAAUUCUGUGCCACGUGUGGCCAAGGGCACUGGAAGCAUCGUCUGGCUGGGAUCAGAGCCAGCAGCUGUCAGAAACCAGGAGCCUUCUUGCUCCCCCCUCUUCCUUUUCUUCCUUGCCUUCCUGUUUUGCAUCUGUUUGCAAACAUCACGUGAUGACCCAGACAGCUUUGUAGGGAGCUACCCUCUUUACACUGCCAUGUGAUGGUCCCUCACUUCCCGAGGCUCUCCAGCAAUGCACUUCAAGCUGCUCUGUGCCGUUGUCAUUCCUUCAUCCUGAGGAACUUGGGAACUGUAGUGCUGGGAGCUGAGGCUCUUAAGCAGAGAGAGGUCUUGCACCCUCAUAAAACUACAGCUCCCAGGAAGUCUUUGGAGGAAGCCAUGUUGCUUAAGCUGGUAUAAAAUUAAUACACGUUUUGUAGUCUACAUGCAGCCUAGGAUGCAAAUGGAUCAAUGUGCACUCUGUAUUUUAAGGUGAAUUCUUAGUUAUCUUUUUGCCAUUGAAGCAGAUUUGCAUAGUUUUACAUAAUUCUGCUUUUAUCAUCAGAGAGGAGCAAGAAGCUGUUCAUCAGGAUGCCUAAAUAUCUGUCCCUUCUUUUCCCUCAUGAGAUUUCACCAGCUGUUGCAUGCCCACUUUCAGACUUGUUUUUGCUUCCUUAAGGCCUAGAAACUUGCUUUUUAACAAUGAAAACUGAAUUCUCCACCUGGUGGUCUCAUCUGUGUUUGGUAGGAUCCACAUAGUCCUACAGAGUGUGCCUGUUUUGGUUCACUUGGCAUUGGCCCCAGCUGGCUGGCAGUCAGAAAAACAGCUGCACUUCUACCCACGGUGCUUUGCUUCCUGCCACAGCAUCCUAUAUGAGGGCCUUUUGCUCAGGUGUCCUGGCACAUGGUAAGAGCAUGCUAAAGCAGCAGGACUUUGUGAUUCUGAGACUGGGAAGAAAGGACCAAUUUGGAAAAGAAAAAUACAAAUGUCCCUUUGGCAGGGUGAGGGUGUGGCUCAUCUCGCAGUCAGACAAACCUAACUGAAGGGGCUUCAGUGCAGUGGGGACCCCAUCUGAGCUCUGGAAGCAAUUAACUCAAACAAUGACUACAAUAAGAGUCCUAGGAAAAGCCAGAGGCUGUGGUGAUCAGGAUUUCCAGCAGGGAGCAGUGUGUGUAAACCUCUGUGGAAUAAAAUGCCUUGUGGGCUCUGCUUU
Messenger RNA from Heteronotia binoei (common prickly gecko), 3638 nucleotides. RefSeq names its product milk fat globule EGF and factor V/VIII domain containing (gene MFGE8). NCBI's taxonomy places the organism in Eukaryota, Metazoa, Chordata, Lepidosauria, Squamata, Gekkonidae. Gene Ontology annotation, molecular function: nucleic acid binding; calcium ion binding; zinc ion binding. The record is from RefSeq and is a predicted model, not a curated record. The transcript is spliced from 12 exons. Bases 1 to 2319 code for a protein of 772 amino acids.